Molecule: messenger RNA, 3081 nt
Organism: Mus pahari (shrew mouse)
Lineage: Eukaryota; Metazoa; Chordata; Mammalia; Rodentia; Muridae
Gene: Chmp4c
Product: charged multivesicular body protein 4C
Exons: 5
Coding region: 8-826 (272 amino acids)
Biological process (GO): late endosome to vacuole transport via multivesicular body sorting pathway; vesicle budding from membrane
Cellular component (GO): ESCRT III complex; cytoplasmic side of plasma membrane; multivesicular body
Source: RefSeq, a predicted model, not a curated record
CCAGGAAAUGCCCGGGAGUGGGUGUCACCUGCCGAAACAACUUGUUGAUUCCCAGGAGCCCUGUCGGCUCUGGCUGUGGCUUACCUGUCUCCCGAGCGCCGGGACGCUCGCCCCCCACUGCUCAGCCAUGAGCAAGUUGGGUAAGUUCUUUAAAGGGACCCGCUCCUCCCGGGCCCGGGCGGCUCCCAGCGCCCAGGAGGCCCUGGCUCGCCUCCGGGAGACCGAGGAGAUGCUGGCCAAGAAGCAAGAGUACCUGGAGAACCGAAUCCAGAGGGAGCUCGCCUUAGCCAAGAAGCACGGCUCUCAGAACAAGCGAGCUGCCUUGCAGGCACUGAAAAGGAAGAAGAGGUUUGAGAAGCAGCUCACUCAGGUGGAUGGCACCCUUUCCACCAUCGAGUUCCAGCGGGAAGCGCUGGAGAACUCGCACACCAACACGGAGGUCUUACGGAACAUGGGCUUCGCAGCCAAGGCCAUGAAAGCGGUUCAUGAAAACAUGGACCUGAACAAAAUUGAUGACUUGAUGCAAGACAUCACAGAGCAGCAGGACAUUGCCCAGGAGAUCUCAGAAGCAUUUUCUCAAAGGGUUCAGUUUGCUGAUGGCUUCGAUGAGGCUGAGCUUCUGGCAGAACUUGAGGAAUUGGAGCAGGAAGAAUUAAAUAAGAAGAUGACAAGCCUGGAGCUUCCGAAUGUGCCGUCCUCGUCCCUCCCGGCACAGCCCAGUAGGAAAGCCAGCAUGCCCUCCUCCGUGCACCGGUCUCGAGCAGCAUCUUCCAGGAGGGCAGAGGAAGAUGAUGACUUCAAACAGCUAGCAGCUUGGGCCACUUAAGCUACAAUGGAAAAAAACUGACACCUAAAUUAUUGAACUACAUAUAAGACAUAAAUGCUUUUGCAAAGCUUAGAAAUUAGCGGAGACCUGUUUUAUAUGAAUUAAUGUCUUUUAAGUAACAGUUAAGGUAUAGUCAGAGAUGGAAAGGGGCCGGUAGCGUUAUAGGAGACCCUUCCAGAUGGAUGGAGGUGGGGCUCGUCUAUCUGCUUUAUUUGCUACUGCGUUUCUAGUCCUGAUAUGUAGUUGAUUUUUUUUUUUUUUGUAUAUAUACAUUGAAAGCAAACUGAAUUUUACAGACAUUUCAUACAUAUUCCAGUUUAUACGCCAUCCUGAGGAAUACCUGGGUAACUGGGGGGAAAUGUCUAUGCAAAUACGAGGCAGCUGUGUGCAUCCAGGUCACGCACAGUAAAAUAAAUAUAUGGCUAGAACAGACUUGUUCUAGUGAGUCUAUGUAUUCAGAGUUUCAGUUGAGUUUCACAGCUGAGAAUCUUUAGGGAGCUUUACUUUAAUUGUUGUUUAUUAUGCCGGUUAAGCUUUGAGUGGAGCAAUGGAUGAAUCUCCCCAAACACCUGAAAGCAGUAACAGCAUAGUGUGCUGAGAGGUGCUCCCCGGGGUGUGGUCAGCCACUCAGGAACCUGAGUGAGCACUUAGGGGCUGUGCUCCCGGGGGUGUGGUCAGCAAGCUGAGUCAGCACUUGCGGGUGGUGCUCCCCGGGGUGUGGUCAGCCACUCAGGAACCUGAGUGAGCACUUGGGGGCUGUGCUCCCCGGGGUGUGGUCAGCCACUCAGGAACCUGAGUGAGCACUUGGGGGCUGUGGUCAGCAAGCUGAGUCAGCACUUGCGGGUAGUACUCCCCGGGGUGUGGUCAGCCACUCAGGAACCUGAGUGAGCACUUGGGGGCUGUGCUCCCAGGGGUGUGGUCAGCAAGCUGAGUCAGCACUUGCGGGUGGUGCUCCCUGGGGUGUGGUCAGCCACUCAGGAACCUGAGUGAGCACUUGCAGGUUGUGCUCCCCGGGGUGUGGUCAGGAACCUGAGUGAGCACUUGCAGGCUGUGCUCCCCGGGGUGUGGUCAGGAAACUGAGUGAGCACUUGGGGGCUGUUCCCAACACUGCUUAUUCUCUUCCGGUUUCUGUUCUCUUGCACUUUAAAAGAAACAAAACAAAACAAAAUCCAAACACUUCACAGCUUGCAGUUUGUAAGUAUAUUAAAAUACUGGCAAUUAAAAUAUAUCUUGAGUAAAAUUUUGCCCAUGAUUAUCUUUAAAUGAAAAUAAAUGAUAAAAUUAGGCGUCACCCAUGCCGUAUCACGGCAGUUAAAUGGCAAAUCCCAUGCUGUGUGAUGCUCUUGUGUUCCCCCACACACUUGAACAGUCAGUCCCAUGGAUUGGAAGAGUCCCGGCUUCAUCUACGCAGCCUCUGACCCCUUGUUUCCGGUUUGGAAGUCUGAGGGUUGGCUGGAUAAUCCCAGGGCUGCCACUCUGCCACACGUGCUUGCCACUGGCUGCUUCUCUUGGCAUUCUUCCUGCCCUGCAGAGCAUACAUGCCAAAUUCUCCUCAUUCUCUAAAGUCUGGCUAAAAUUUUCCAGACUAAAUUAGAUCUUCUCAACUGUAUGCUUGUUUCUUUUUGUUGUUGUUGUUGUUGUUGUUGUUUUGUUUUUUGUUUUUGUUGUUGUUUGUUUUUCAUGCUCUCUUUCACACACCUGAUGGUCUAUGGUAAGGUCAGGGGUGAGACUACAUGUCUGUAAUGUCUUAUGUACAGCAGGCAGUCUGUCAAUACAUCCUCAAUGCACAGCAACUGAUGGGAUUUACCUUCUGCCCUUAAACAAUGAGAAGACUGGGCCACGCCUGUGAAGCAACAGGAUAUUGGAGUAAAGCAGCAGGAUUUAGACACUGAACUAAAGACAUCACUGGGCAGUGACGCCCAAGAGGAGGGAGAUCCAUGUGGUGAGCAUACCUCGUGUCCUGGCUCUCCAAGGGGAACUGGACAGAGCCAGGUGGUCUCGGUGAGUUUAUUUUGUGGGAAGGGUCCUGGACAAGAGACGGUUUUGAGACAGAGACAGGUGCACGUGAACACGAGGGAGUAAUCUGUAGUGUGAAUGUUUGAGUGUCCUCCCAGCUCACAUUUGCCAUCCUACCUCAGUGAUGAUGGGGGUUUUAGUUAGGGUUUUACUGCUGUGAACAGACACCAUGACCACACCAAAUCUUAUAAGGACUAUGUUUAAUUGAGGCUGGCUUAUAGACUCAGAGGUUCAGUUCA